This is a messenger RNA of Pistacia vera, 1407 nucleotides long. RefSeq names its product hsp70 nucleotide exchange factor FES1-like. The transcript is spliced from 7 exons. The record is from RefSeq and is a predicted model, not a curated record. The coding region runs from base 61 to 1260 and encodes 399 amino acids. Gene Ontology annotation, molecular function: protein binding. Lineage: Eukaryota; Viridiplantae; Streptophyta; Magnoliopsida; Sapindales; Anacardiaceae.
GUCUCCACUCUCCACUAUCCCCAGCUUGUCGGGUUAAACUAGGGUUUUAUUUGGAAAAAAAUGGCCAAUAACGGACCCAAUUGGGACGGAUUACUUAAGUGGAGCAUCGCGAACUCUGACGGCACUCGUUCACAACGCAAUUUGAGUGACGAAGAUCGAAGAUGGUUUAUGGAAGCGAUGCAAGCGCAGACCGUGGAUGUAAUUCAGCGCAUGAAAGAGAUAACUCUUGUCAUGCAAACUCCUGAGCAAGUUUUGGAGGCUCAAGGAGUUACUCCGAAAGAUAUUGAAGAUUUGUUGGAUGAACUACAAGAGCAUGUGGAGUCCAUUGACAUGGCUAAUGAUCUUAAUUCAAUUGGUGGGUUAACUCCUCUCCUGAGUUAUUUAAAGAACUCACAUGCCAACAUUCGAGCAAAAGCUGCAGACGUGGUUACCACCAUUGUGCAGAACAAUCCACGAAGUCAACAACUGGUUAUAGAAGCAAAUGGAUUAGAACCUCUUCUCUCUAAUUUUACAUCGGACCCUGAUAUGACUGUUCGAACCAAAGCACUUGGUGCCAUAUCCUCUUUAAUCCGGCACAACAAGCCUGGUAUUACGGCUUUUCGUCUUGCGAAUGGUUAUGCUGGCUUGAGAGAUGCUUUGGGAUCUGAGAAUGUUAGGUUUCAAAGGAAAGCUCUGAACUUGAUUCAGUAUCUGCUGCAUGAGAAUAGUUCAGAUUGCAAUGUGGUAAGUGAGCUAGGAUUUCCCCGCAUAAUGAUGCACCUUGCCUCCAGUGAAGAUGGAGAUACACGUGAAGCUGCUCUUCGGGGCCUUCUUGAGCUUGCUCGUGAGAAGCCAGAUGGGAGCACUGGUAAACUGGGUGAAGAAGAUGAGAAAUUAAAGCAACUGCUCGAAGAUCGGAUUAAAGGCAUCAGCUUAAUGUCAGCCGAAGAUCUAGGUGCUGCUAGGGAGGAAAGGCAGCUUAUAGACUCCCUCUGGAAUACCUGCUACAGGGAACCAUCUUCUCUUCGAGAGAAGGGACUUCUUGUUCUUCCUGGGGAAGAUGCUCCUCCACCUGAUGUUGCCAGUCAGCAUUUUGAGCCUCCCCUUAGAGCUUGGGCUGCAAAUUCUGAUGCCAAUACUAAGUCCAGUACCAAAAAGAAGGAAGCUCCCCUGCUGUUAGGAGUGGGUCCUUCAUCGGCUACAAAUAAUCAAGGACCCUCAACUGGUGAAGCAGCAAAUAAUCAAGGACCCCCAAGCGGUGAAGCAGAUUCUGGUCGAUAGAUGAUUUUCCAUUGAUAAAACCGUAAUGUAGCUCAGGCAGUUGUAUUGUUAUAAAAUAAAUGUACAUUUUUUGUUUUUUGUUUUCAAAGAAACCAAGAAAAAAAAUCGUUAGCUAACUGUCAGUAUAUGAUAAAUUUUGUUUCUUUA